CUUGAAAUCUCCACUCGCCUGCUCGCAUUGGCGAGUGGAAAUUAUGGUGGGGGCGAGUGUGUCCCUAGGGCCAUUUUGCUGAGCAGGCUCGGAACUCAGAGCCGGAUCUGUCACUCGCACUGGGAGCUGUCAGACUGCUCAAUAGUUGAGCAAAAGUUAAAGCAAAGGAAAGAGUGUGUGCUGUGCUCUCUGCCUCCCCCUAGAGUGCAAUACCCGGCUCUGUGAGUUAACGUAACGAAGUACUGCAACUUUUUAUAGGGAUGGAUAUGGGUGUGUGUGUAUUUGUAUGUGUGUGUAUGUACAUGUAUCUGUAUGUGCAUGUGUGUAUUUGUACAUGUGUUUGCGUGUACAUAUUUGUGUGUAUGUACGUACAUGUGUCUGUGUGUAUGUACAUGUAUGUGUCUGUACAUGUGCCUGUGUGUGUAUACAUGUGUACGUGUUUCUGUGUGUGUAUGUACAUGUCUGUGUGUGUACAGGUGUCUGUGUGUAUGUACGUGAUUUUGUGGUUAUUAUGGGUGGUAGAGUAUGGGGCACUCGAGGCAUUGCUGGGUUGGAUAUUAUGGUUUUGUGAGUGAAACAUUAUGGGAGGUUAAGGUUGUAUGCGGUGCAUGGUCUAAGUAUGAUGGAGUGUUUUUAGGGG
This is a messenger RNA of Staurois parvus, 640 nucleotides long. The record is from the annotation of a GenBank genome assembly. Lineage: Eukaryota; Metazoa; Chordata; Amphibia; Anura; Ranidae.